AUGAUAGAGUCAAAGUUGAAACAUACCGCAGGUGUAUUUUAUAAUUAGUCGACAUCUCUCCAAUGAAUUGAUCUUGCUUAUUGUCAAUCUUAAUCGAUUUUCUUGCUUUCUUUUUUGAUACAUCCAUAGACUACGAAUGGGCAGUAAAAUUGAAUCGGUUUAGUCUAAGUGCAAUAUGUCUUUGGCCUGCGGAAGAACAAGAUAUGAGAAAACAAUUUUGGAUUAAAGUACGUACAAUGGCAUAUUUCCUGCUAAUUACCUUCGUUUGUGCGAUUCCUUGCCUGUACGCUUUGAUCAAACAAUGUGACACUUUAAUGGAGGUGACGGACAAUCUUGCAUACAGCAUUCCUUUGACGAUAACGGUAAUAAAGUUUAUUAUCGUGUCCAGUAAGAAAGAAGUAUGCGUUUUGAUAUGGUUGCUAAUGGUUUUCCCGAGAUUCGGGAUCACCAUCCGAUACACAACGAAUGUUACCGACAUAAAGAAACUUCUCCCGUUACCAACUUAUUACAUGUACGACGUUACCGAAACUCCAUAUUUUGAAGUUAUGUACAUUAUCCAGUCUACUAGUCUACUGGUAGCGACAUUCUGUUAUACCGGGGUCGAUAAUUUCUUUGGAAUUGUAAUCCUUCAUAUUUGCGGCCAAUUAGAAAAUCUCCGUUUUCAUCUUUCAAACAUGAAAGAAUCACAGACAUCGAAACACAUUUUAGCAGCUAUUGUAGAAGAUCACAUACGACUCAUCAGAGCGAUUAACGUGAUAGAGAAUACAUCAACGCUGUUAGUUCUCGCGUUGUUAAUUAAUUUUGGUACGUGUGCUUGUAUCUAUGGGUUAUUGUUAAUCACAGUACCCGCUGGUAAAGAGGAAUUUUCUGUAGUUCGAGCGGUCUACUUAAUUUGUAAUUUUGCAAAUACAUUUCUUCAAACGUUCCUCUAUUUCAUGGCGGGGCAAAUGUUAGUAACACAAUCUGAGAGAGUACACGAUGCCGCGUACGAAUGCGAGUGGGUAAAUCUGCAAUCUAGGAAAGCGAAAAACUUGAUUAUAAUCAUGGCAAGAUCGAGGAAACCGCUUCAUUUAACCGCGGGAAAAUUAUUUCCUGUAACGUUGCUAACGUUUUGUAACGACGAAAACAUUGUAAGCGUUGUACUUAAGGAAGAACCCGGCGAUAGAUUUGAUCCAGACUACAUGGAGGACAUCUGCUCUGGGACAUUCGAGAAGGUAUUUUUACCUAUCGAAAAUAAUGAAGUUGACUUCUCUAAUGAAAUGGUGAAACUUGAAUUGGAUGGAGAAUCCAGUAGUCAUCAGAACUGGACGGCGCAAAUCGCAAGCACAAAUUUAUGUGACAAAGAAGAUGGUGCUAUGCAAAGGUGCUUAACGAAUGCAAACUUUGCUCAAGUGCAUGAUGCAGAGAAACAUUCUGGAUUUUGUCCAAAUGGACAGCAGCCGAAAUUUUAUAAAAUACAGUGUUCCAUUUGCAAGAAAUGGUUUUUAAAUAAUGAUUCCAUGGUCACUCAUCUAAGAAUGCACUGCAGUGGAAAUCAGUGUGAGGUUUGCCAACAAAAUUUUCAGGAUAGUUCCAGUUUACACGCUCAUAUGUUGACUCAUGUUGGGAUGAGUCCAUUGGAAUGCAAUGUCUGUCAAAAACGAUUCGCUUACAAAUGGUGUCUACGUAGUCACAUGCAAAUGCAUGUGCUAGAAAAACCGUACGACAAUGACACGUUGCAACAAGUGUUUAUGAAAAGACCAGAUUCUGAGCAUGAUCAAUCAAUGAGCACAGAUGAAAGAGUGUUUGAAUGUGAUGUUUGUCACACGACGUUCAAAGAGAAAUCUAGUCUAAACCGUCAUGUGCUUACUCAUACAGAGGAAAGACCAUAUAAAUGCGAUGUAUGUUUUGCAGCAUUUAGGGAGAAAGCAAAGUUGAACAUGCACAUGACGUUACAUGGUGGGAACAAACAGUUCAAGUGUACAAUGUGUCACAGAUCAUUCACACAGAAAACAGCAUUGAACAAUCACAUGUUAGCGCAUAGCGGUGAGAAACCUCAUGCAUGUAAUAUUUGUGAAAAAACGUACAAACGAAAAUCAGAAUUAAUAAGGCAUACGAUGGUUCACACUGGAGAGAGGCCGUACGAGUGUAAAGAAUGCCUAAUGACUUUUAGAGAAAAGGCAAAAUUAAACUCUCACAUGCUUGUACACACGGGUGAAAAACCACACGAAUGUCAUAUAUGCCAUAAAGCGUGUGCCCGAAAAUCCGAUCUUAAUAGCCAUAUGCUAUUACAUACAGGGGGUCAAUAUGAUUGCAAAGUUUGUGACAAAAUAUUUACCCGUAAAUCGGAUUUAAAUCGACAUACUUUGAUACAUACAGGUGAAAAGCCAUUUGCCUGUGAAUUAUGUAACAUGGCCUUUAGAGAAAAAACUAGAUUAAAUUCUCAUAUGCUUAUACAUACUGGUGAUAAACGUCAUGCCUGUCAUAUUUGUCACAAAACGUUCAAAGAGAAGUCUUCAUUGCGGAAACACAUGUUAAGUCACACCGGUGACAGACCAUACGAAUGCUAUGUAUGUCAUAAAGCAUUUACUCAGAAAACAACGUUAAAUAGUCAUAUAUUGGUACAUGCAGGAGAACGACCAUAUGAAUGUAGUGCAUGUCAAAAGAUAUUUAAGGAUAAAGCAACGCUGAAAAAACAUUUGUCUGUGCACAUAAAUGAAAAAACUCAUGAAUGUCUGAUUUGUUUAAAAAAAUUCACCCACAAAGCUGCAUUAAAUAGUCAUUUAUCGACAAAUCAUACAUCCUAA
Molecule: messenger RNA, 2786 nt
Organism: Heterotrigona itama
Lineage: Eukaryota; Metazoa; Arthropoda; Insecta; Hymenoptera; Apidae
Source: the annotation of a GenBank genome assembly